This is a messenger RNA of Cinara cedri, 11217 nucleotides long. NCBI's taxonomy places the organism in Eukaryota, Metazoa, Arthropoda, Insecta, Hemiptera, Aphididae. The record is from the annotation of a GenBank genome assembly.
GUUUCAGUCUGUCUCUAAACGUCCCGCCUUUACGUUUCACAGACUUUCGCAAACGCCCCCGGCAAUCGCGCCUCCGGGAAAACCGUAACCGUCACCGCCGCCGCCGUCGCCGCCGCACGCCGAAAUAAUACGAUAUUUCAUAAUGGCGCGUUCGUUGAGCUCAGAGCAGAUUUCGGAGUUGAAAAAAUCGUGGUCGAAGCUCGCACGGGACCCGUGUCGACUGGCGUCCGACUUGGUCAUCAGGUAUAGAACAAUACGCACAACAAUCAUUACAUUGUAAUACAAAUACGGUACCUAAUAAUAUCACGGUACUUGUGCAACGUAGCUAACAAUAUUAUCGUUAUCACCGUGAUGAUUCGGGGCUGUUUGCGAUAUUAGGUACGUAGAAAAAUGCGUAUUUUGUGCGCGUGCGUAUGUAUUGUAAAACGUGGCUUUCUAGAAAACCGUACGAAAUAUUAUUGCAUAUGAUUAUUGUGUGUUUCGGUUUCGGGACCUUUAUUGUGGACUGGCCUGUACAUUUUUGCUAUUAUUAUUAUUAUUAUUUUUUUCUAAUGCAUUUUUCCAUUUUUUUCGUCGCGUUGUACGUUACGGCGUGUUUAACACGAGUGUCAAAAGUUUAUCCAUUACAGACAAAAAAAAAAAAAGUAAACAUUUUCAUAAACUGUUUAAUGUAAACCUAUCGUUUGUAAGCAGCAAGCACUUGUCAAGAUAUAUUUGAAAACGUUUUCUUUGCUAUAAAACGGAGCAAUAAUAAACAUUUUUUUUUCGUUUAAAAAAAACUGAAAUUGUUUAUAGUUUUAAAAUUUGGAUUUGUUUUUAGUACAUUUUCUCGAAAUAUAAUAGAAGAGGGAUAAUAUCAGACUUCCUUCGCACCAUAAGUAGGCAACAGUAGUUUGUGGGCAAUUUGAAAGAUAGAGAGAAUAGGUCAAUUUAAUUUGUAUACACCGACUGAAAGCGACUUUAAAAUUAAAAAUUGCAAUCGUAAAAUGUUUCUAGGUGGAGAAGUAUUAGUUUUUUUCUUUUUAGCCCAGGUAAAUUCGGAAAAGUUCGAAACAUUUUGAUUUCUGGGAAAACAAAUUUGAAAAAAAAAACAAAUACAAAAUGCUUUUUUUUUUCGGAAAAAAAAAUCGGGAAAUUCGAAAAUUUGUUGUAAUAAAGUACCCUUUGGUGAAAAAUCCGCAUCUUCUAAGGUAUGGCAUGAACAAAUCGGAAAUUUUCAAUAAUCCUAAUGUGUUUUGCGAAAAGAACAAAAACAAAAAUCUUUGUAAAACGAAUAGCUUCUUUAUUUGUUGCACACGGAAUAUAAACGAGUAUCUACAUAAAUUAAUAUAUUAUAUCAAUUGGAUUUCGUAUCGAAGGACAAUAUAAAGUUCUCCCGUUUUAUUUUCGAUUGACAACCAAACGGUCCAGUUCGUUGUUAUUUUCAUACGCCUUACGGCAAUUUGCUUGGUUACAACGGCACGGACAGCGGAGCGUACAAUGUACAUGCACGAGGUAGAAUGAUACGUGACAAUCAAAAUCAUAACGGUUAAUUAAUAUACAGAGAAAAAAAAACAAAUAAAUAUUGUUAUUAUUAUUUUACUUUAUUAUUAUUAUUAUCCUAUAUAGGUUUAACGUAUAGCGUAUAAUAUACUGCACACCUACUUGAAACAUUUCAAAAUUAUUAUUAUUAAUUUUUUAUUUUGUAUGUAUUACUGUAUUAGCCGCAUAAUAUAUUACAGAAUUAUCCGUAUUGGCCAUCCAUACCGAAACUGUCCAUACAAAUUUGUCUAAAAGUCCAAAAUAUUUAUAAAUUUUCUAAAAAAAAAAAAAAACCAGCAAUGGCAUUAUUAAUUAUCUAUUGAAUUCGUGGACACAUUCGUUGAUUAUUUUAAAAUGUGAAUUCCUACGCGGCACGUUAAACUCGAAUAAAUUUCGGUCUUUCGAUCAGUCGUUUUUAAAAAUAGGUACGUCAUUUUAAUUUAGAUUUCGUGACGCGAUUGACAUUCGGUCCAUCAUCCAUUCGGGGGAAAAUAUUAUAACUAGUGGUGAGAAGUUGGGAAGAUAAAGAGGAAAUUUAAUGUAACCUAUAUCUGUACACAAUGAUUGUUCAAUGCUAAUGAAAAACGAUUCUGAGUGGAGUUCGGUUGUACACGUUUUGAAAGGCCGUAAUAUUUACGAUUUUAAAAUAGUAAUACAUUUCGUAAAUUUGCCCGUUUUUCCUACUUUUAUCCAAGUUUUGCCAUUUAUUAUGAAAACUCCUUGGAAAAUCAAACAAUGGCCGUCAUGAAGUAUCACCCCAGUAAAAUUUUCUUUCGGUAAAAGUGCUACACUUGCAAAUUGAAGUUAAAUUCCCUGUAGAAAAGUUGUUCACAAAAAAAAAAAAAUAAACACAAUUGUAUAACCAACAUAUUUUCUCGCUCCGCUCAGAAUCUAAAUUUGGGUUUUCGAAGUAUGUCGGUUGAUUUCAAUAUAAAUUCGUGGUUUUCGUUUACAAAUAUUGGACCGCGGGUAACGGUUUUGUAUCAGUAGUAAAUAUUGGAAUAUCGGGUCGUGUCGGCUCACCACUGUUACUAUUAUUACAACCCACUGUAAAAUGAUCGAAAUGUCGGAUGUAAAAAACGCACGUCUAGCUAUAUCACUAAUAGUUCAUCAAACUAAAGCAUCCCGAUAUUUGUAAAAAUAAUUUUGUAAGUAAUAUAAUAUUGUAUGAUAGGCAGUAGGUACUGCAGCAGCAAUGGGUUUUUUUUUUUUUUUUUUGGGAAGUAUAAUAUUAUGAAAACUGCUGGUUUGGUUGUCGGUAAAAUGUUUGAUUGACGUCAAACAUGAUAAAUCGGCCGUGUAAAUAUUAUACAUACCCAUACGUUUCGGUAAACUUUGGAAUUAUGUGCUUUAUAAGAAUUGGCCAAUUUCCGCGUAAAACAAAUAUAGACAAAUUCAAUUUAAAUUCUCUUUCUUUUCGACAUUGUAUACGCCCAACCAUAUGUUAAUUUAAUAAUAUAAUAUUUAUGCUGGGUUGCAUAUACGUUGCAUCAAACGUUAAGAGCUUAAAUGAAUCAUUCAAUUAUUUAAUGAUUCAUUAAAUGUUUAUUAAAUUUAUUAGUCCCCUAAACUUCAGGUGACCCGUUCACUAAAUUAUUAGAUGAGGUUUGAAUUCAAUUCAUCGAAAAGUUAAUUGGUUUAUCCAUAGACUCGGUACUGUAAGGUCUAUUAUGCGUUUCUUUAUAAUAUAUAUUAUACGUGUUAUUUGCACGCUUAUGUAUUUUGGAAUAUUUUUAUUUUAAAAUAUUUGCGAAUAAAAUUACAUAUUUAUUAAGAUGUUAGAUAUAGUUUUGCGUUUAUCAAUAAAACCAACAAACUUCGGCGAUUAAUUUAUAAAAAUGAAAUUGUUAACGAAAGUUAGAUUGAGAUUAAAAGAUGAAAAUAUAUCAAUAUGAUAUCAUUUUUCUUGGUAGCGAAGUUACAAACCAACAUAUAUUUAAUUAGGAAUUAAUUAAUUAUAAUUAAUAUAAAUAUUAUUGACAGUCCAAUAAAACUUAUUGAUCAUUAAAAUAUAAAUGUGAACAAUUAUUUUCUACCAUAACCAUUUAAAAGUUAUAUUCAAGAUGCAAUACGCCAUUAAUACCUUGAAAUGUUUUUAUGUGUGCAAUAGUGCAUACAAAUAUUAAUUUCCCUAUUCCUUUGAUUAGUAUGCAUUUCCUGAUCAAUAUAAUAUAAUAGAAAUAUACAAACGUUUAAUAUUAUUCAUUAUAGGUUGCUCUGUCUGUGCGACCUCUAUAAACGUUGCCUAGUUCGCAGUUAAACUUCUCAUUCUCUCAAAUUAUAAUAUACCCUCUCUCUGAUAUCAGUUUAUUACUUUGCCAGUCUGUUUAUUAAUAUUACACAUUUUCGCCUUUACGUUGAAAUCAUUUAGGUUUAUAUUCCUAUAUUUUAUUCAAUUGGUUUUUUUGUAUGUCUUAAAGGUUAUUCAAAGAAAAUCCUGAGUACCAAUCGCUAUUCAAACGGCUAAAGGGUUUAUCGGUAGACGAACUCGCGUCCAAUUCCCAAUUUAAAGUACAUGCGUCAAAGGUAGGCGCUUCGCUAGUGUCAGCUGUCGACCAUCUCGACAAACCCGACGAAUUAGAAGAGCUACUUACAGAUCUCGGCAUCAAACAUAAAAAGUAUGGGCUAACGCCCACACAUUUCCAGGUGAGUCAAUAACGCUGGUUUUUUUAAAAAUAAUUGUAAUAUACAGACGUUUUUUUCAUAUUGUUUUAAAAUUAUAGGGCUAAUAUACGCAAAUAUAUUACAGUAUUAUAUUUUAUGGUAUUUCAUUUUAUUCUAUUUUAAUAUUAUUUUGUAAAAAUCGGAUUAAUUUCAUUAUUUGCAAAAAACUGAGAAAAUCGUUGUAACCAGUGCCGUAUCGAAUUUGAAAAUCGUUUGAUUACAAAUCGAAUUUAGUAUACCACCUAUCAUACCUAUCAUAUAUCUCUAACCAUAGGCCACAAGUGGAUUAUAUUCGAUGGCACUCGUAGGGGGAUGAGAGGGAUCCAUUCUCUUUCCAUUUAUUAACCCAUCAUUUAAUGUUCAUUAAUACUAUAGAGAUAUAGGUAUGUCUGGGUCUUAAUGUAAGUUAUAAUACUUAUUUAAGUACCUUCUCUAAAGAGGCUAUUUGUAUUACUUUUGCUACUGUACAUCAGUGAUAUAGCAUAGGGGUAUCAACAGGUGUAUUUGCUCCUCUAGAAUUUGUAUUAAAUACUGAAUAGUACUUUCUUGCAACUUUGUGAAUUUUUAUAUUUCAUAUUUCCCUCCUUUUUAUCCUAAAAAUAAUUCUCAGAUACGCCUCUUCUGCUCGUUUUUGUAGGUCAUAAUACAUAAUACGAUACAUCACUUAUUAGUUUCUUAAUUUUGAUUAUUUUUGAAAAUGUAACCCUUUCCCUACAGAAUUAAAUUUACCAAAGAAAAUAUUUUUUUUCUUAAAAUAUUAUUAUUCAUGGGCGAAUUAAUUCUUACGUGAAGUUCACCAAGUUUGGAGAGAAAGGGAAUAUUAAUUGGAAAAUUAUAAAGUACAUCGGUAGUUAAUGAAAUAAUAUAUAUAUAGUAUAACUUUUUUGUUUUAUUCAAUAUUAUUUUAUUAUUGCACACGUCAUAUCAAAUGCAUUAUUUGAUUAAUAUAGGUAGGUAUCUAUUAAUUUGUUGUAUGCAAAUCGUUUUAAUCGUUUAAAUUUUUUGUGUUCACCAUAAAACAGAGAUGUACAUUAAAUUUUGUGCGCAUAACAUGGAUUUUUGCCAAACAAUUUUCCAUUUUAUAUCUUUGACAGUCUCUGUAUUUGGACAAAUGACUCAUAUUAUCAAAUACGAACAUUUUUAAAAAAUAAAUAAGUAUGGUCACUGCACAACUGAUAAAUUAUUAUUUACUAUUGUACGAAGUACCUAUCUAUGAAUUUGUAAAGACAAUACCAUUGUCUUCAAAGAAUAUUUUUGCUGAUAAUAAUAAUAUAAUAAUUAUGUUUACAUUAAAUAUAAUUAAAUAACAUACCUAUAAAUUAAAUUUGAAGAAUCCAUGUUUUAUUUUUUUUAAAUAAUAACGGGACAUUAUCUAAUUACCAAAUAUUAUUUUUUUAUGUUAUGCUAUCUAUAGGUCGAGCACAGCACUAUCCCAAAAGAGGAAUGGUCUAUAGCAAGGUUAAUUAAUAAGAUGUAAUCACUUUUACCCGCCCGCCAAACAUAAAUUGAUUGAAAUCACAAUACUGCAGUUAAAAUUUUUACUAGAUUCGUUGCCUACCCGAUAGAGGACCAAAAAUUAUAUUAUUUGUAUGCAUUUUAAUAGAAAAAUAACUAAAAUUAUGGACAUAGUUUAUUUUUUUUAUUGAAAAAGUACAUUUAAAAUGAUACACCUAUAAAGAUAAAUUAUGCUAUAUUUAUUAAUACGUAUAAAUACAUAAUAUAAUAGUAUAAAAAAGUUAUUUAUGAUAUUAUUCAUAAAUAAUAUACUAUAGGUACAUACUUACCUGGUAUGUGUCAACUGUCAAUAGAUAACUAUUGCUUGAAAAAUUUGAUAUGAUUAUUAUUAGGAGGUAGUAUUCGUAUUUACUUUUGGUGAUAGGUAAUAAUAAUAUUUUUGUUAAUAAUAUAAUUAUAUUAUUAAAAUAUAUUUUAUUAUAGUUAAAAAUUGUUUUUUUGUUAUUAUAUUUUCUACAGCAAAAAUCAUUCUAGUAUUUAAAUAAAAUUGUAUAAUGUAUUUCGUAAGUUUUUAUUCAUGAUCCGUACGGUCCACUUUAAACUCAAACCCAAUGCCUUCAAAAAUUACUCUAUUCAUAACUAUAUUGGUUUUAUUAUUAAAAAUAAAAAAAAAAUAAGACAUAUUUAUAAUAGGUAUGUAUAGGAAAAAAUCCAUUAUUAAAAAUGAUUAAUUACUAACCAUAUUCUAAAAUAUUUGUAUUUAUUUGAUUAUUAUUUAGAACAUUGAUUAUGGCUGUUUCCAAGCUAUAAACAAGUUUCAUUAGUGUAUUUGUCGGUAUGAAUAAAUUUUCUUCCACUCAAGGGCGGAUUGGAAACAUAGUAAAUAAACCAGCGCGAGGUUGUUGUAAAUGAUGUUUAGUUACAUUCAUGACAUUUUUAAGUUUCAACCACAAACAUUUUUUUACUAUCAUAAAAUUAAUAAUAGGUAUAUAUAAUUUUAUGUAUACAUAUAUUUUUGUAAAAGUGGCAAUAUGUUAAUAUAUUUGACUUUCUCAUAAAUUAAGUCCAUCCCCGAUAUUUUAUAUUUAGACCUUUCUAUAAGUAUAGUACAUCACCUAAAAUUAUUCAUAUUCCAUACUAUAUAAUCAGCUGUUUUAACUUAGGUACACAAUUUCGAAAAAUUAUUUUAUUAAGCAAAACAAAAUAUAACUAUCUGUUUAAAAACCAACCACCUUUCCUUUUUGAUAUAUUAAAUUCACUCAUAUGACGAAAAAUUUUCAUAAAAUCUCACAGGAAGAUUAGAGAUAGGUACUUAUUAGAAUAAUAAGUAAUACAAAUUAACGAAAACAUAACACGCACAUGCUUCGUCGGUUAGUGUCGAGGAGAAUAAGUGUAGAAACUAGAAAGUAAGCAGUCCGUGCGAGCAACGGACCGACUGGGUGACUUGCAUGAUGUUAUAAACGCUGUGCUCGGUGGACGAUUUGAACAUAAUAAUAUACAUGAAAACAUAUAUAACACUAAUUGUGAUAAUAAUUAUACAAAAUAAUACCAAAGAACAAAUGAAAUCAUAAACAUUAGAUAAUAACAUUUUAACUAAUCUACGAUACCUAAUCUAGAUAACCGUCUCUAUUGUUUAUUUUCCUAUUUUUUUUUUUUUUUUUUUUAUCGAAAAACAUUCGUAAAUCACGAUUUAUUUAUUAAAUUAAACAAUAAUUAGAAUAAAGAUUAAAAAUGAUUUGUCUACGAAGCAGUUCAGUCCAUCGGGGAAACUCCCGAAUCCGCCCAAUCCGCCCCUAUCUCCACUUCUAAGGUUAACAAAUUGGGUCUAAGGUUGGUUAUAUGGAUUAUGAAUAUGAACUUCCGAAAUACAUUAUACAAUUUUAUUUAAAUACAAGAAAGAUUUUUGCCUGUAGAAAGUAUAAUAAACAAGUGAUACAUACAAACUAUGAUAUGGUUUUAAAAUAUUUAAUUGAAUAAAAUACAGUCAACUCAGGAUAUAGAUAAGGAAUUUUCAUGGACCGAGAAAACGUUCGGUACCUAUAUUGAAAGUUCGUUAUAUCAAGAGCAUAAACUAACAAAAUUUGUUUUAGAGGUUCCGGAUUUAUAGUAUUUUUAAUCAUCAAAAUAAGUAUUGGAAAAAAACGCUUUACCAUUUCACUAUAAGCACUUAAAGUUAUUAAAAUAUAAGCAAAAAAAUCCAUGACAAAAAUUAUGAACACUAGAUAUUUUGUUUAAUUAUCAUUUAAUUUGUACGUUUAAAAACAUAAAAAAAUAACAUUUUUUCUUCAAAAAAAUCAAACAUUUGUCAUUUUAGAGUAUUUUAAAACAUUUUAAAUUCAUAUAGAUUUUUUGAGAUAUACAUUUUAAAUGUUUUAAACGAUUUUGAGCGGAACUCGUUCGAUGUCUUUUUCAUUGUAACCUGGCAUAAGUUUUUAUAGCAAUCUGCUUGAAUUUUAUGUUCUUCUUCUCUUUUUCUUCUUCUUUGGUUUCGGUCAUUCAAAACCACAUAUCUAAAUAAGCAUGUUGCCAUCAAUCUUUCGGCUAUUUGGUUUCACUUUUUCAGUAUCUUUUGUAACACAAUAUUCCCAUCUUAAAAAUAAUUAAAUUAAAAAAAUAAUCAAAGGCUUGAACGCUUUAAGUUCCGAACCCUAGUAAUUACUAUGUAUACGUAAUGGCUCAUUACAUAUAUUUACAUAUAUGAACAGUAAUUUAAAAUAUAUUUUUGAACAUUUUUCGUAGAGCCAUUAAACAUUUAUCGAUAUCUUAUAAUUAGGGAACGGAUUUUAAUGCAAAUUGCAUUUUCUUCUGAUUGUCAGAAAACAUUGCUUUCCAAGCACAAAGUUCAUUUCAUACAUCAAGGAAUUAAGAAAUGUAACUUUUAUUUUGCAUAUUUUUGCAUUUUUAUGUUUUUAAGUCAUUUUUGUAUAGGAAUGGAUAAAAUUCGAUAAAAAUGUAGAUUAACAUUCAUUCUAAAAAAAUAAAAAUAAAUAUUUAUUAUGUUUUUACCAAUCGGAUAAACCCCUGACUCCAGACGAAAUUAUUUGUUGACACACGUAUAUACAUAUAUACAAGUAAAGAUAAGAUAAUCUAUUUAUCUAAAUUGUAAUUUUGUAUUGCACUGUUGAGUUGAGUCAUUACUUCAUCAAAAUUAAUGUUUUUUAAGGCAUUUUUUUAGUGUAUUUUUUGAUAUUAAAGCAUUUUUUUAAUGAUUUAUACUACCACGAAAAUAUAAUACGUGCAUUAUAUACUUAGUUACAAAUAUAAAAUUUGAGUAACACUUUGAAUAGUUAAUUUCUAUAGGUUUUAGGAACUUUUUCUUGGCGGCGUACAGUACGAGUAGAGGUAUCACUCAUAGUAGAUACUUACACCUAUAUAUAACUUGAACGGAUAGGUAAUUUUGCAUUUUAUAAUAUCGUAGAGUGUAUAGUAAAAUAAUUAAUUUCUGUUUUUAUACGGGUCUAGCUGGCACGUAACUGCUAGAAGUCUGAUGGGUAAAACGAAGUAGGUAACAUAGUAAACAUAGUAUGAAAUGUUCUGAAUUAUUGUACAUAAUUUUCAUUCAUACCCGUCUCCGUGUCGUAAAUAAUCCAAAAAUUUGAACAUCGGAGACCACGGAAUCCUAUAAUAAUAUAGUAUAUUUAAUAAUAAUUAAUAGUAUCGGUACCGUUAAAAUGUUUAAGGUUAUUGGAGACGUGUUGAUUUCCAUGAUAGCCGAAGCGAUCGGCGACACCGAACCAGAAUUAUUAAACUUGUGGAAAUCCAGUUUGGCUUCAGUGAUAGAAGUUGUGGUAGCAGCAUGUUGUUGAACGUGAGUAUUUUUCAUUUUGCUCAGAUUUUAAUGAAUUAUUUUAAUCGAAUAACGUACGUUUUAUUAAAUUAAAAUUAUAUCAACCUUUACGCUUUACGAUUUUCGAUAGUGCUGAUGUAUAUAAUAUUGUACUGAACGGCAAAAUGCGAUUUUUUGCAAUGACGUCGUUACUGCGAUAAAAAUAAAAAUUAAUACCAUAGUUAAAAUAAUUUUCGUUGGUCGUUAGUGCGAAAUAGUGGACUAACAAUAAUAUAAAAUUACAAACAGUGAUAGUAAUUAUGAAAAAUGUUUCUAUUAUUACCUAUUAUUGGAAGGCAGAUUUGACUUAUUAGUUAUUUCCUGUAUCCGCUAUUCCAAUACUUGGUGCCGUUAUAAAACCGAUAUAUGAUACUCUAAUAUUAUUGAAUUCGUGAUAUCGGCCUAUGUACGAUAUUAGCUUUUAUUCACCACUAAUUAUUAUUCACUCAAGUGUAUGCUAUUUUGACGGAAGCGUUAGAACGUAUAUACCUCACUGGGUUUUUUCGUGUUUUGAAACCUUGCCUUCGUCACGCUUAAAUCCUUAUACAAGUAGUACAACACAACGUUCUGUACAAUUUCUAUACUUAUUACAAAUUAUUAUUAUAAAGAUUUUGAAUUGAUUUAUUGAUGAAUUUGAUUUAAAAAAAAUAGAUAUCGAUAACACUUCACGAUUAUGGCUUUAACGCAUUUAACCUUAUUUACAUACGUGGUUUAUUUAUUGAUAUAACACUAGAGUGAUAAAACGGAAAUUUACACGAUAACUUGUUGAAGUUGUUGAGAGCUGGGAUUAAUAAUACUGACGGGCAAUAUUAUAGACAGAAUAUUAAGACAGAUUGCUAUACAGAAAUAUCAUUAUCAUUUACUAAUAAAUCGUUAUUUUUAUUUUCGUUUGUUUAGAUAAAUGCGUUUAAAAUUGAUUGUUUAGAGUCCGUGUAUCUAUCGGACCACAACAAUUUCGCGAUCUAUUUUAUUCAUCAAACGUCACACACACUGCAAUUAUUAAUAUUGUUAUUUCUACGACAUAUACAGGUGACUAUUCAUUUCCGUAACAAUUAUAAUAUUAUAUACCUGUAUUAUUAUUAUUUGUGUACGUUUUUGUCCAGUAUUUUGCGAGUGGUCUCGUUCGUAUUUUAUUUUUCAAAUAAAUUAUUAAUUAUGUGCUCGUCAUAUAAUUAUAUUAUAUAUAAUUAUUAAAUUAUUAAUACGUGUUAUCAUCGAUAAUUUAAUUGGACUCACACGAAAUAACACUGGAAUAACACGUUUAUAAUAAUUCAUAUACCUAUGGUUAUUUUGAACGAUCGAUAAUAUCAAUUAAAAACAAUAAUGUUGCAAUAAUUACAUUACAGAUUUUUAAGUGUAAUUUUCUUAAUCCAAACAUGUUUAUAAGUAUUUUAACGUUGUUGCAUAUUCUUUAUUAUUUACUGUGAACAUAAUAUUAUAAUGUAUUAUUCUUCGUACCUAUUAUCUGUAAAAAAAAAAACCCGAUUAAAUGCUAAACCGUUUUUGCUUGUUGUACAUAAUCCAUAAUGUUAUUAACAAUAUAUUAUAAUAUAUUAUUGGCAUAGCCCAGUAGAAUAUUAUUUAAAGACUAUACCUAUAUUAAUAUUAUGGCUGUAUACCUAUCUGUAAAACCUGCCUACAUCGAUAAACUGUGUGUUUUAAAUCACUUACAUAUAAUUAUUGUAAAUAUUUUAAUCUAUACAUAAUAUAUAAUAUUAUACUCGAGUAUCUUAUAUUAUGGUAAACGAAAC